UCUGUGGUUUGAACUCUACAAUUUCUGAUAACCACAAUUUUUGUCAAAACAGAACCAAUUUUCUAAAACAAAAUUUAUCGUUAUCAUGGCUUGGACAAAUAUAAAAUGUUGUUUGAGCAACAUAAAAGCGUGGACACCAGAGAUAAAUUCAAUACGUUUCCGUUAUCAUGCUGAUAAAGUUAAACGAGGUCCCUUAUUGAGGAGGUUUGGUUACGAAAAUCCAAUAUUACAAGAGGGCUCACUCCCCAGAAUUAAAGAUGCGAAACCCCUCCCAAUGCCCCAAUAUCACCCUAAGAAUUCAUGGAACCAAAAAAGAGCUUUAUUUGGUCAAAAUGAUUAUGUUGAUAUUCUUGGAAAUGAAAAAUUACAUCCGACAAGAAUACUUUACAAUAUGCCAUAUUGGCUUAGAGGUGUCGGUGGCAAUGAAUUUCAAGUGAUGAUCAGGAAAAGAAGGAUGUUGGCUAAAACCGUGUAUCCGCUGGCUAGGCCAACGAAGUGGUAUCAGUUAGAAAAGAGAAUAAAUUAUUUGUACAGAUUCAUGAACAGGAAGACUAGAACAGGAUAUUCACAUCAGUGAUUUCAAGACAUUGACUCAAUGUUAGGCACUAGUAUUUUAGACAAUAUUAUUGUCUGCUGUAUCUGUAUGUUAAAGGUAUGUUAAAUUCAAUAAAAUUUCAUUUGCA
Coccinella septempunctata (seven-spotted ladybird) is the source of this 683-nucleotide messenger RNA. It is a transcript of the gene mRpL51, whose product is annotated as 39S ribosomal protein L51, mitochondrial. Lineage: Eukaryota; Metazoa; Arthropoda; Insecta; Coleoptera; Coccinellidae. The record is from RefSeq and is a predicted model, not a curated record. Gene Ontology annotation, cellular component: mitochondrial large ribosomal subunit. Gene Ontology annotation, biological process: translation. The transcript has a single exon. Gene Ontology annotation, molecular function: structural constituent of ribosome. Bases 86 to 577 code for a protein of 163 amino acids.